Molecule: messenger RNA, 1335 nt
Organism: Vicia villosa (hairy vetch)
Lineage: Eukaryota; Viridiplantae; Streptophyta; Magnoliopsida; Fabales; Fabaceae
Exons: 1
Coding region: 1-1335 (444 amino acids)
Source: RefSeq, a predicted model, not a curated record
AUGGGAGCUCAUUCUUCUAUUGAUGUACCAAAAAUAUCAAUGGAUCCUACAGAAUUUCCUUUUGAUAUUGAAGCUUACAAAAGGCAGUCUGAAAUCGAAGAGAGGUAUAUCAUCAACCGGUUUAAUGAGCGACGAAAUCAAAUAGAGGGAGGAUAUAAUCACUGUGGCAAGAGAAAAUAUCUCAACAGAGAUCAUACAGCGGCAAAUCAAAGACUAAUUGACGAUUACUUUGCAGACCAACCUACAUACGAUGAUGCGAUGUUUCGUCGACGAUUUCGGAUGCGGAAACAUGUGUUCCUUCGGAUCGUUGGGGAACUAUCCAGUAGUGACAACUACUUCACCCAAAGAGUUGACGCAACAAAAAAAAAAGGUAUAUCUCCAUUAGCAAAAUGUACCACGGCCAUGCGAAUGUUAGCAUAUGGUGUGGCGGCCGAUGCGGUCGAUGAAUACAUCAAAAUAGGAGGUACUACAGCAUUUGAGUGCUUACGUAGAUUCUGUAAAGGAAUCAUACAUUUGUAUGAGCCAGUGUACCUCAGAGCCCCAACUCAAGAUGACCUGCAAAGAAUACUGCGUGUUAGUGAAAUGCGGGGGUUCCCGGGGAUGAUUGGCAGUAUUGAUUGCAUGCACUGGGAAUGGAAAAAUUGUCCUACAGCAUGGGAAGGUCAAUUUACCCGGGGAGAUAAGGGAACCACCACUGUUAUUCUUGAAGCAGUUGCAACUUAUGAUUUAUGGAUUUGGCAUGCCUUUUUUGGAUGUCCGGGCACAUUGAACGAUAUAAAUGUUUUAGAUCGUUCACCUGUGUUCGAUGAUGUUGAACAGGGAAAUACUCCAAAAGUGAACUUCUUUGUGAAUCAACGACCGUAUAAUAUGGCAUACUAUCUUGCUGAUGGUAUCUACCCUUCUUAUCCAACUUUCGUCAAAUCAAUUAGACUUCCUCAAAGUGAACCAGAUAAGUUAUUUGCAAAAUAUCAGGAGGGAUGUCGGAAGGACAUCGAACGUGCAUUUGGGGUGUUGCAGGCUCGAUUUAAAAUCAUCCGCGAACCAGCCCGUUUGUGGGACAUAAACGAUUUGGCUCUCAUCAUGAGGUCAUGUAUCAUAUUAAAUAAUAUGAUUGUUGAGGAUGAACGAGAUAUAUAUGCUCAAAAUUGGACAGAUUAUGAUCAAUCUGAGGCAAGUGAGUCUAGUACACCGGAGUCAUUCUCGACCGAGGUGCUACCUGCAUUUGCGAAUCACGUGCGUGCUAGAUCUGUGAUGCGUGAUUCAAAUGUACAUCACGAAUUGCAAGCAGAUCUAGUCAAACACAUAUGGGAAAAGUUCGGAAUAUUUCAUGAUUAA